This is a messenger RNA of Iphiclides podalirius (scarce swallowtail), 552 nucleotides long. NCBI's taxonomy places the organism in Eukaryota, Metazoa, Arthropoda, Insecta, Lepidoptera, Papilionidae. The record is from the annotation of a GenBank genome assembly.
AUGUCCCGGAGCGUGGUACGGCAGGCCGUGAUUCCCGGCGCGGCAAUUACCCGACAAAGAGGCCCGAUCGCCGAGAUAGGGAGGAAAAGAAUGAUCCGGUUGACGAGACCUCCUAUCGGGAGGCGGUCGACAAACACCUUAUCGCCGUUCGUCACCGUCUCGAAGGGAAACUUCAUCUCGCGGGACAAACGGCCCGUUGUCGGGUCAAAGCGUCUGCCAGCCUCGAUAGCAUCGGCCGCCGCGCCCGCCUUAUCUGACCCAUAUCGCCACCGUGCCACUCGGGUCUAUUCCUGUAGAGCACUGCGCUCGGACGCCCCAAGUACUUCUAAAGCUCGGUGCUUCAUAAAGCCCUCAUUCGCCGCGCCCUCGCCGCUAAAACGUAAUCAAACCCCAGCCACAUCAAACUCCGCCGGGCCGGUGUCGGGAGACUUGGCGGGCCCGCGGACAGACGGACGAGCCGACUUCCGCCCGGUAGCCGCGGCGAAUGGGGUCACGGCGCACACAGCUCGGGUUGCAACGCCGCACUUUCCACUCCCGAUGGCAGAUACAACC